Molecule: messenger RNA, 3834 nt
Organism: Cygnus olor (mute swan)
Lineage: Eukaryota; Metazoa; Chordata; Aves; Anseriformes; Anatidae
Gene: CD81
Product: CD81 molecule
Exons: 8
Coding region: 111-821 (236 amino acids)
Cellular component (GO): membrane
Source: RefSeq, a predicted model, not a curated record
GAGGAGCAGGAGGAGGAAGGCAGGGGGCGGUACGGGGGCGGGCUCUCCCCGCCGCGCCGCCGCCGCCCCAGCCCGGCCGCAGAGAGCGAGCCGCCGCCGCAGGAGCCGCCAUGGGGGUGGAGGGCUGCACCAAGUGCAUCAAAUACCUCCUCUUCGUCUUCAACUUCAUCUUCUGGCUGGCCGGAGGGAUCAUCCUGGGAGUGGCCCUGUGGCUUCGCCAUGACACGCAGACCACCAGCAUCCUCUACCUGCAGCUGGGGGACAAGCAGGCCCCCAACACCUUCUAUGUCGGAAUCUACAUACUGAUUGCGGUCGGUGCUGUCAUGAUGUUCGUGGGCUUCCUGGGAUGCUACGGCGCUAUCCAGGAGUCUCAGUGCCUUCUGGGAACGUUCUUCACUUGCCUGGUGAUCCUGUUCGCCUGCGAAGUUGCGGCUGGAAUUUGGGGAUUUGUCAACAAAGACCAAAUAGCCAAAGAUGUGAAGCAGUUCUACGACCAAGCGUUCCAGCAGGCGCUCAUGGCAGAUUCGGACGCGAGCAACGGGAAGGCCGUAGUGAAGACCUUUCACGAAACGCUGGAUUGCUGUGGUCCUGAUACUGCAAUAGGAACUCUCCCUGCGCUGUGGAGAGAGGACCUCUGCCCGAAGGCCAUACAGAAAGUCUUUGUUCAGAACUUGAGCUGCCACAAAAAGAUUGACGAGCUCUUCUCCGGGAAGCUGUACCUGAUCGGUAUUGCUGCCAUUGUGGUCGCCGUGAUCAUGAUCUUCGAAAUGAUCCUGAGCAUGGUGCUGUGCUGUGGCAUAAGGAACAGCUCCGUCUACUGAGACGUGAGAGCCGCUGAGGGGAAGGGGGGAGCAGGGCAGACGGCGCUGGAGGAGACCCCAAGUGCCACCAAGUGACCAGGAGACAUUUCAACAAAAGACAAAGAAACCUAUGUAUAUAAAUACUUCCAAUAUUACCAUACAGUACUUAUCAUUUUUCUUUUGAAGUACUUUUUUUUUUUUUUUUUAAUAAAUAAAACUUUCCCAUAUCCUUGUGGCUGAGUUAGUUACACAUCAGUUUUGUGUGAUAGGGAAAGCUGCUGUAGCAGGAGAUCUAGUCCUUCCUCCCCUUUCCCCACCCCAAAAAAAUCAGAAAUAUCGUUGGUGGAGGAUGUACAGAGGGGAAGGCUGCAGCCUGUUCUCAGAAAUCUUUGCCUUGGUUUUCACUCUUUUUCAGCACGGACUGUUUAUUUUUUUUUUUUAAUAUAUAUAUAUAUAUAUAUAUAUAUAAAAUUUGAUGACGAAGCAGGAUUUAGCAUUUUUGUUCAUUUGUUCUCUUUUCCCACCAUCACCCUGAUUCCCUGGCUUUUCCAAGCCUGGGAGAGAGGAGAGGAAGCAGCCCCAGUUGUCUUGGUGUGAUGUUUCCCAGGGGAGAUAGAGGUGCAUUGCUCCUAUUGGACCUGUUUGCAACACUAAAUAAACUCUUAACAGAAGUCACAAUUUUUGCAUUCUCUGAAGAGUGCAGAUGUUUUGCGCUUUUUUUUUUUUUCCCUGGGGGUUAUAACUUUAUAAAUUGGCUCAUUUCCACCUAUUCAUAACAUUAAGGGUCAGUUGCUGGGGGUGAAUUUUAGUCACAAUUUUUCAAAUAUAAUCACCUGAAAACAAAGUCACUUUUUUUUUAACCUUGUUAAAUGUUUCUUUAUAGACAUAAUAUUUUGGGAGAGACUAGUGUUGUACAAAGUUCCCACUGUUAAGCUGAUGCCUAGAUACAAAUGAUAUUAGGGGAAAAAAAAAAGGAAAAAAAAGAUGGAAGAAAAGUCCUUAACCUUAACAAUCCUACAUUUACAUAUUGCAGAAUGACUUUGGGGGAUUUCCAGAUGUAUACAUACAUGUUUAAAUUUCAUCUUUACAUCACUCUUCUAUUGAGUGAAAUUUUCCUUGCUUAUAGCAUAUCAUCACACACUGUAACAUUGCUGGGAAAAUUUCAUAACUUGAUUUUGAAAAAAAAAAAUUGCUUAUUUCUUAAGACUUUCCAUUUCCAGUUACAAUAACAGCAGGAGAUGAGCUUAUCAAAGCAAGGGAAUUCUGGAUUUGAGAUUGUACCAGUUGAAACGCUUUUUUGUUCCCUGGUAAGCUUUGAUUGCCAGUUAUGUGUACGUGGCCUCUGUUGUAUGCCACUCUGUUACUGUGUACAUAAGAAGGGAAGAGUGACCCAGGAUCUAUGUAAUAAAAAUCAGAGUGUCUCUAAAAAGAUGAUCUAUGUGUAUAGUUCUAUAGAUAUAUAUUUUUAAGCAAAGCCUUUUCCUUAGCCGGAGGGGCACUUGAGCUGGAAAUGCUAGCAUCUCUCAGCUCUUUGCCAUGUUGAAGCAGGGGAGGGGAGGAGUUAAAACCUGCAAUCACCUUCCUCACUUCAGGAAUAUUUCCAUUUCUUAAAGCAUUUCACUUUCCCCCUCACCUUCAAGUUGCAAUUAAGAGCUCCAAAUCGGACAGGGAGAGAGACCCGGGACUAUUAUGAACUAGCACCUUGUCCAUGGCAUGUGGGUGCCAUGGCUUCUACCAAAAGGGGACAGGAGAUUACUGCACUGAGGCGAGCUGAUCCGUGCAGAGGCUUUUCUCCCCUUCCACUCAGCCCUUUUCUGUCCCUACCUUUUAGUAUAUAGGGCCUUCUAAAAAGUCUAUAUAGGGGUAUAUAUAUGAAAUUGUGCUAGGUAAGAGGAGGAAGUGCUUCAACACAUCUUUGGUUUGAGUGGGUUGGAGAAAAAAUUCAGCCUUAGAAACAGCCUUAAAAGCAACACUGCCCUGAAUGUCCACUUUGUGCACAUGGAGAAUGAGACUCGGUUUGGCAAUAGGUAAUCCCUUCCCCUGCUCCCCAGCGUAGCUCCUUCAGGUCAUCUACUCUGUUAUGUGGCUAUAUGUAUAUGCAUCAACCAAGCGUGUGUGUUUACAUAUAUAUGCAUCAGGAUUGUUAGCAUACAGAAUGGAUGUGUAACUUGCCGCCUUUUUUGUUGACUGUUGAUAAAUGUGUAUAAAUAUGCCAUUAAGCAUUUCAAUUCUGUUUUCUUUCCUUACACCGUAUUUUUGAUAUUGUUCAGUAUUCAGUUGAUGCUGCGUAAGUAGCUGAAGCUCUGUUUGAAGACUGACUGGGUCCUCCCUGCAGAGAACUCAGUGCAGAUCAGGCACGUCCUUGGAUGUUGUAGCUUUGGGGGUCUGCGUUGUCCUGUGCAGGAUCAACUGGGAGAAAAGUGAUGCUUGGAGAGGGAGCCAGGGCUGUGGGAGGAAGAAGAGCAGAGUGUUUGCUCAGACUAUGUGCCACGCUGGCUGCCAUUUGCUCUUUGGCUCCUUUCAGAGGAGAGCUCCCUGUGCCACCUCCUGUCCCUGUGGAUGCAGGAACCAGAGCUGGACAGGAGGGAAGCGGCCAGGGCUGUGAAUGUCCUGGGGAGAUCUGAAGGAGUUCUGCAGGGAGACAGUAAUGCUUGCUUUGCAAUUCAGCCGAGGGUCCCCAUGUUUGACUGCAUGGUCAGUCCCCAAAUGGAUGAUAGAUGAAAUUGAGGGCUGUAAAUACAAACCUUCCCCCUCCAAGGAAGCAUAUUCCUGGAGCAAGUGGCAGCUGAGAAAAUGGCUGCAAGCCUGAGCAGGGAGGAGAGGGGCAGGUGGGGAGAAGCAGAGUGAACUAUCCAGGUCUAAGUUCAAAGACCACAUGGAAAGGUCAAACAGAGCCACUGACAGCUUAACUGAAUGCUUGGGAUUUUUUCAUACUGUGGAGCAUGCCACAAAGCAGUGUGUUUAACUUCUUUCUGCCUUUUUUUUUUUUAAAGAAACAAAAAAAAAAUCAAUUUAAUAAACAUUUCUCAUCGUG